AAAAAAUCAAUAUCUUCUUUCACAAUGCUUUCAAACUUGUUGUUCUUCAUUUGUAUACUAAUUUCGUCUUUCAUUUUCACUACUCAUUCAUAUAAUAACAAAUGCCUUCUCCAUCAGGAAACCUUGUUGCUUCAACUCAGGGAUGAGUUGAUCUACAAUUCUUCUCUUUCGACAAAACUGGUGCGAUGGAAUGAACGUAGCGAGUGCUGCUUAUGGCAUGGUGUGGAAUGCGAUGCUUCUGGCCACGUCGUUUGUUUGCAGCUGGAUGAUGAGGCCAUUUCUGGUGGAAUUGGGGAUUCGUCGAGUCUCUUCGGAUUUAAAUAUUUGCAGAAGCUUAACCUUGCCUUCAAUGAUUUCAACCACACUCAUCCCAUUCCAAAAGGGCCGAUCCUGCAGAAGCUUGGAGAACUCACAUUCCUUGAAGUCUUGAACCUGUCAUACAAUAAGCUGGCCGGAGAGAUCCCAAAAGGCCGUCAAAUUCAAACAUUUUCAGCUGAAUCCUUUGAAGGAAAUCCAGGCCUAUGUGGUUUCCCUCUCAACACAAACUGCACUCAUACUGAUGUGCUAUCACCGCGAGAACAUGAAGAUGUCGAAGUGAAGAGGGAGAUUGAGUGGGAAUACGUAUCUGCUGCACUUGGAUACGUUGUGGGAUUCGGAAGCAUUGUAUGGCUACUUAUAUUCUGCAGAAGCUUCAGACAUAAAUACUUUGGAAAAAUUGAUGAGAUUAUUGAAGAAGUAUUCGAUGGCAGAAAUAGGAGAAGAAGACGUGCAAGAAUGGUUGCCAGGAACCGAGUCAGGAGACAGUAGUGUUCGUAUGUGAUAUGAGGAGCAGAGGAGACCAUUUAUAAGCUAGCCCAUUUCUUUUUAUUUUAAUAAUGUAAUAAGUAGAGUGUUGAGCGUAAUUAUAAGCUCCAUCUCGGGUUUUCUUUGUUGGUUCUUUCCCGAGAUGCAAAAGAUAGUCAAACCAACUCUAGGGUCCUAGUUAAUAUUAAUAGGGAACUUUGUCAUCUUUAACUGAUUAAGAUAAAAGAUUACCCCUUUAGUA
This is a messenger RNA of Salvia hispanica, 1045 nucleotides long. The record is from RefSeq and is a predicted model, not a curated record. NCBI's taxonomy places the organism in Eukaryota, Viridiplantae, Streptophyta, Magnoliopsida, Lamiales, Lamiaceae.